CUUCGACUGCGCACCACACCCUCCAGUUUUUCCUUUAACGUUCGAGAUGUCCCGCGCUACGCUCUCGCUCGCUCUGGUUGCAACUACUGCACUCGUCGUGAACGCCCGUCCGACCUACGUGGCUCUCCUCCCCAAUGGCGACAACGUUCCAGGCGUUGCGGCUUUGGGCCACAUUAACCCAGCAGGCGGGGGUGCCAACAACGACUUCGGCCUCGACUUUGCGAGCGCUGGCAAGUCGUGGACGAAGGAGUUUUGUGAAAAGGACUCGGACGGCGAUGGCCAGACUAACGGCCAGGAGCUCGGAGACCCGUGCUGUGAGUGGGCCGAGAGCUCGAACGCCGUCGUCCAGUGGAAGGAGGGCCUCUCUCACCCUGGUAACGCGACGUCCAAGUCCGAUCCAUCUCUGUGGGCCAACAUCUCUUGCGGUUCUUCGAAUUCGACGACGACGGGCUCCACGACGGGAUCAAGUGCCGGCACCGUGGAAGCCGGAUCGACUACCGCUCCGUCGACGGACGCCUCGACUCCUGCGACCGAUGCCGCUGCCUCGACUUCGUCUGCGGCUAGUGCUUCGUCUUCGUCGAGCGCAGCUUCAGCUGUCACUCCGGCGCUGUAUUCGGCUGUCGGCGUGGUUGCCGCAGUAGCAACCUACUUCCUGUAGACUCUUUAAAGGUAUCAAGGACAU
This is a messenger RNA of Phytophthora nicotianae INRA-310, 682 nucleotides long. RefSeq lists its product as hypothetical. NCBI's taxonomy places the organism in Eukaryota, Oomycota, Peronosporomycetes, Peronosporales, Peronosporaceae. The coding region runs from base 47 to 658 and encodes 203 amino acids. The transcript has a single exon. The record is from RefSeq and is a predicted model, not a curated record.